UCUUGUUACCAAUUUAUCUGGAAGGUAAUUUAAAAACAACGCCAAAUUCAGUACAGUACACGUGGUACGCAACACGUACGCAAAUGUAAGGUUAGGUUAGGCCGUGCAUUUUCGUCGGGGGGUCUACUCUUAUCAACAAAUAAACAAUUCAAUUUGCAAUAUUUACAGAGUGGUAUCACGAUUUACACUCGAACGAGCACGCAUUAAAUUCUGUUGUGUAACGCUUUUCAUGAGUAUUUAGUGUUCUUAUCACGUGCUCGUUAAACAAGAGGAACCUUUUUGAGCGAUGAACUUAUUUGCUCUCAGUCUGCUGAUAACGAGAUUAGGUUUGACCUUAAGUAAGAUAUUGUGACUUUUGAGUUCUGUUUUAUAUAAAACGUCUGCCAGUCGUUGAUCAAAGCACUUGCUAUUUGUGUAGUGUUGAAUACACAUUCUCUGCUAUUAAAAGUAUCAAUCAAGUGUUUUGUGUAUUUUAAACCAAAGUUUGUGAAUUUUGAUUUUUAAUUUCAAAGAGCGUAAGUUAAUUUUUUAUCGUGGGAGCAAAGGAAGGAAUGCUUACUGGAUACGGAGACUGUCUUGGCAUCCGGACUAGGACGAGCUCAUUGCACCACACCUGGAAGUGGCUACAUCAAACAAUCACCUUGCACGAAUACAUCAUUUCUCUAACAACAUCUCAUAAAAACGCCGAAUCGCAACAAGCUAAGUACCAAUAAGUUUAGUGUUCGGCACAACACCUACAGAACUUUUAACGACUGUUUGUGAUUAGCUACUCCUGCCUUAGUAAUAAGCAAUAAUAAUACGAAAUGGCUCUAGUACAAUUCGCAACUAGAAUAAAUUUCUCGACCGCCAGAAUGGCCUGUCGGCAACUUUCAUCCAAGACCGUCACCGAAAAUGUGAAAAAAUCCGUGUUUAUUUCACAAUCAACGGAUGUGUUUACAAAUUUAGCCCUCGAAGAUUGGUUGUAUCGUAACUUCGACUUUAACAAUCAUCACAUUUUGAUGGUGUCGCACAACGACCCCUCUGUCGUUAUUGGAAAACACCAGAAUCCUUGGAGCGAAACCAAUAUGCCAGAACUUGCACACAUCACCAAUUCCGGUGUACAGGUGGCCCGUCGCAAUUGCAACGGACCUGCGGUGUAUCAUGAUCAAGGAAAUCUCAAUAUGACCUUUUUUACCCCCGCAAACAAAUCUAACCAGGGCCACGACUUGGAAAUGCUGACAAGGGCAUUGUUCCGGAAUUAUGGUAUCGAAGUGAAGAGUAUGGCUAAUAAUGUUAUGUCAGUUAGACAUUUAAAGGUUUCCGAGAACUCCGCAAAAGUAGGUCGUACCAAUGCCUAUCACCAGUGCACUCUGUUUGUUAAUGUCGAUAAAGUGGACCGGACCCUCGCCCUCCAGCAAACAAUUUCUGGAAUACAAAGCAGCGGGCCCCAAUCGGAACACUCGAAGAUAUUCAAUCUGUGCGAGGAGUAUCCCAAAAUAUGCACGGCGGGAGUACUACGAGCAAUCGGAUGGGAGUACCUGAGAACACCCGUAAACUCCUUAAAGGAUGGUGGUCAAGAUCUUGCGAGCAAGCAGAACGGAUUUCAGAUGAUUAAUCCUACCGAACGAUGGUUUCCUGGUAUAACCGAGUUGCGCAAUAAAUUUUCCAGCUGGGAUUGGUGUUUUGCUAAAACCCCCAAGUUUACCGUGACAAAGACGUUCUCCGUCUCGCAAGAAUUUAUGAACGGUUCCGGUGAUCUACGUGUUACAAUGGUCGUGGAACACGGUCGCAUCAGUGAUAUUACUGUACAAAUUCCUUCUGGUUUGUCGACUGGAUUUAGUGGAACCGCUAAUGCCAUCACCAGUCUCAAAUAUCAGAAAUUUUCGGAAGAUGCCAUCAAUGCUCUUCAACAAUCCAUAUGUGGAAGUGGUUAUGGUUUACUUGAUGAUAAAGAUAAGUUUGGUACUGAUUGUGUCCGACAAGUCAUGACCUCUAUGUAAAUUUCUCUUUCAUUGUUUCCAAUAGUAUUUACCUCUCGAACGUAUUUUAGAUGAGAGAAAAAUAGUUACCAACAUUUUAUUUUUAAGUGCAGUAUAAUCCCAUUUAUUAAUGUAAUCAUUGUAUGUUUUAAUACAUUGGUCCUAUAAUUAUUAAGGACAUUUCAUACUUUACUAACGCUCCCUACCCUUGUUAGUGUAAUUUGUAUACAAUGUUAGUCAACAAAUGUGUGGAGUAUAAAAUGUUUUGUGUGUGAUAUUUUAGAAAGUGACUUUUGCUAGUGCCAUUUUAAUUAUUAUUUAGUUUAGUUUAUAACCACUGUCUCGCACAGUCAACAAGAAUUAAUCAUAUCAUUUAUUUUUUAAGUUACUUUACCUAGUUUUUAAUUUUGAAUAAUUAUUCUACACGUCAUAAUUAAUAUUAUUUUAGUUCUUAACGAGCUUACCUAUUUAAGAUUAUUUUAGUGAUUAUGCUAUUUAUCUUGUGAUAUAUUAAUUGUACUGCAGGUGUUGUGCCUUUGUAGAGACAGAUAUUGUUAUAGGUUAAUGGGAUUAUCAAUAAAGGUUGUUGUUAUAAUUA
Photinus pyralis (common eastern firefly) is the source of this 2556-nucleotide messenger RNA. RefSeq names its product lipoyltransferase 1, mitochondrial-like. NCBI's taxonomy places the organism in Eukaryota, Metazoa, Arthropoda, Insecta, Coleoptera, Lampyridae. The record is from RefSeq and is a predicted model, not a curated record. The coding region runs from base 804 to 1979 and encodes 391 amino acids. Gene Ontology annotation, biological process: protein lipoylation. Gene Ontology annotation, cellular component: mitochondrion; cytoplasm. The transcript has 4 exons. Gene Ontology annotation, molecular function: lipoyltransferase activity.